AAUUUUGUAUAGUUUAAUUCAAAUUUUCAAUCUCAGCUAUACAUACUAUUUGUUUGUUUUUUGUUUUUCACACCAAUUCGUGCAUUUAACUCAUUUAAACGAGCCAAUGUCAGCAGAGUCAAUCGAGGCGCAGCCAGUCUGCAAGGCCCCAGGUAUGCCCAUCUGUGAGCCGGAGGAGACGAGAUCCAUAGUAGAAGUUUUGGGCAAUUUGAACAUAGCGCCAGCCGAACCUGUCAAGACCUUACUUUGUGGCCGUGUACAUAAGGCCAAUGAGGUGGACGAGGAGGCGGAGGAACUAAGUCUAGAGCAGUCAACGGCAGUCGAUGAGGAGCUGAAGUUGGAGGACAUCAAAGACGAACUAGAGAAGAAUAGGGCGCGCGUUGAUCUCAUCGGCCAGAGGCUGUCGUUGAGCAUACCCGAUUGCCCCGAGCUGGAUGCCUGCAUGGACAUGCAGUUGGAGCUGAAUAAGGACGUCAUGCAUCCAGAGAUUCUCAAGCUGCAUCGCAACAAUAGCCAGUUACGCCAACAGCUGAGCCAGCUGCAGCGCAGCUGUAAGGCCGUCGAUUUGUCGCUGCAGUAUAUGCACAAUAGCCUCUGCCGAGACUUGGAGGCGGGCGCAGCAAUGCAGCGCCGCCUGAACGAGCUGGACUCCUUCAAGCGCACAGCAGAGCACGAACAGGCGCUCUGUCGACAGCGCUAUCGUCAUCUGGAGCAGGACAAGUUCGACUGGAACGAUUGUAUCGCCUACAUCAGCAAAAGGCGUAUGGAGUUGCAGCCUUUGCUAAAGAAGUUUGUGCGCCGAACUGAGUAUGGACAGCCAAGACACGAUGCCAUCGAGCUGCUCAAUCAAGCCAAAUUGGAGGCCAAGGAAUUGCACGACUAUCUGGCCGAGAACAUGUGCAAGCUGAGCCAGCGGGUGGGCCAGUGUGGGCGCCUGGGUGCCGAAAUAGGCAAUGAUCGGCGAAUGGCCAUGGAGAUAGCCGCGUUUUUGCAACGCAACGAGCACCUCUUUAACAGAGCAACGCAUUAAACCAAAAUCUGUCCGAGAUUGUUCAAUUUGUCAGAGGCAGUAAAGUUGGGUGUGGCAAGCGCCAUAAGGCGACAACAGAGACCACCCAAAGCUCGGCAGCA
Messenger RNA from Drosophila montana, 1131 nucleotides. RefSeq lists its product as uncharacterized. The transcript has a single exon. The record is from RefSeq and is a predicted model, not a curated record. NCBI's taxonomy places the organism in Eukaryota, Metazoa, Arthropoda, Insecta, Diptera, Drosophilidae. The coding region runs from base 107 to 1030 and encodes 307 amino acids.